Molecule: messenger RNA, 498 nt
Organism: Psammomys obesus (fat sand rat)
Lineage: Eukaryota; Metazoa; Chordata; Mammalia; Rodentia; Muridae
Product: dynein light chain 1, cytoplasmic-like
Exons: 1
Coding region: 1-270 (89 amino acids)
Biological process (GO): cilium assembly; microtubule-based process
Cellular component (GO): cytoplasmic dynein complex
Molecular function (GO): dynein light intermediate chain binding; dynein intermediate chain binding
Source: RefSeq, a predicted model, not a curated record
AUGUACAACCAGAAGGCGGUGAUCAAAAAUGCAGACAUGUCGGAAGAGAUGCAACAGGACUCGGUGGAGUGUGCUACCCAAGCGUUGGAGAAGUACAACACAGGAAAGGACAUUGCGGCCCACAUCAAGAAGGAAUUUGACAAGAAGUACAAUCCCACCUGGCACUGCAUCGUGGGGCGGAACUUCGGUAGUUACGUGACACAUGAAACCAAGCACUUCAUCUAUUUCUACCUGGGUCAAGUGGUCAUUCUUCUGUUCAAAUCCGGUUAGAAGCACAGCUGUGCCAAACACCCAAUGACCCAUCCAAACACAAGGACUGUAUCCUAGAUCCAAAUACCAGAGACUGAAUCUUCAGCCUUGCUAAAGGAACACCUCGUUUGAAUCUGUUGUGUUUUGUACAGGGCACCAUCCUCUGUACCUUUGUGGUUAUAAACUAAUUAGUAAAACAGCAUAUAUUUGUAUUUAUUUUCUAGUCCAUACUUCUGUACCCCAUUUUUU